Molecule: messenger RNA, 1380 nt
Organism: Letharia columbiana
Lineage: Eukaryota; Fungi; Ascomycota; Lecanoromycetes; Lecanorales; Parmeliaceae
Exons: 1
Coding region: 1-1380 (459 amino acids)
Source: RefSeq, a predicted model, not a curated record
AUGAGGAUGAGAAAGAGGAGAGAGCCAGAGCCAGAGCCAGAGCCAGAGCCAGAGCCAGAGCCAGAGCCAGAGCCAGAGCCAGAGCCAGAGCCAGAGCCAGAGCCGGAGCCGGAGCCGGAGCCAGAGCCGGUCAGCACAGGGAAGGGCAAGGGAAAGGGUGAAGCCAAAGGGAGCAAAGGUGUAGAUAAGGUGCGAAAAAGCACCUCGCGCAAGGAACGCGGAAUACAAGCCGUCCGGAAAGCGAAACAAAAGGCCAAAGGCGAAAAAGUGGCCGACGCUGAACUGGAAGAUCAGAAGCCAAUCGAUGAGGGGGCAGGAAAAGGCAAGGAAGUAGCAGCGGUCAAUGCCGACAAGGCCGAGGAGAAGCAGGUACAAGCGGCCGGCCAAGGGGAAGGAAAAGAGAAAGCCAUAGCAGCGGACGAGGGAAAGGGUGAACAAACCCUGCAACGGUUCACCCGCGCAGACCUCCAAGAAGCAGGGGCCCUAGAGUCCGACUCUGUCAAACCGCCGACUCUGACCAACGCCAUCCAUCCCAUCUGGGCACCCGAAAAGUUCCGCUUCGCCGGCGGCACCGACGCGACCGCACGGGCCGAAGCCUACGCCGCCGUUGCUCCCGCUCUGCGGCUCGCGUCGCUCUGGAUCGAGCGGGCGCGGUACGGGGACUUUUGGGCCACCAUGUGGAGCGGCAGGCUGAUGCGGAUCUCUCGGCCGAGGGGAGGUGAGGCCGAGGGCCUUGCGGAGGAUGAUCCGGGAGAGGGUUUGACAUCGGAGGGGUUUCGGGAUCUCGCCAGUCUGGAGGGGUUUCGGUGCGAAUGGCGGUUCGGGCCUCAAGCCUUGGGGACGUGGGCGAAGACGGAGGAGGGGAUCGGUGGCGUUUCGGGAUGCGUGACCACCCUCCACGACGACUUUGAGUGGCUGGCCCGCUUUCCGCAACCCGGUUCGACCGUAUCUGAACGUCUGAGGGGUUCUUUUUUCCUGGCAGUUAACCUGGUUCGCGAACUGGUCCAGCAGGUCUGUCGGUUCAAACAUAGAGAUCAGUAUGGCGAAAAUGUUGGCCCACUGGCUAGGUCUUCGGUGUUCUAUCAGCCUCCCGAGGGUGUUGGAUUUCCGCUGGACGUGGCAUGGGAGAAUUUCAUGUUCGAAGGGCCGAUUCAUCAAAUCAACUCGCCUAUGGGUCCGAUGGCUCCUGAUGGCCUAGCUGUCCGUCAUUCCAGAUCACAGACCGACCCUACGAGGGUCUACAUGCCCGUGCGAGUGGACUGGAUCAGCGAACAGUUUUCAGUGGGCUUUUGGUCAGCCGAUGAUGUCGAUGAAGACGACAUAUUGCCCGGGCUGCCCAAUGGGUCGAAUGUUUAUGCAAAGGAGUUGGUCAUUGAUUAA